Brenthis ino (lesser marbled fritillary) is the source of this 1716-nucleotide messenger RNA. NCBI's taxonomy places the organism in Eukaryota, Metazoa, Arthropoda, Insecta, Lepidoptera, Nymphalidae. The record is from the annotation of a GenBank genome assembly.
AUGGCGUCCGUCGCCGCAUGGCUGCCGUUCGCGCGCGCCGCCGCCAUCGGCUGGGUCCCUAUAGCCACGCACCCCCUGCCUCCCCCUCCCGUGCCCAAAGACCGCCGACGUGCCGAAGACGAGAAGCUCCUCAUCAAUGUGUCCGGAAGACGAUUCGAAACAUGGAGAAACACCCUCGAGAAGUACCCCGACUCUCUCCUCGGAUCUUCGGAGCGCGAGUUUUUCUACGACGAGGACAGUCGGGAGUAUUUCUUCGACAGAGAUCCAGAUAUAUUCAGACAUAUACUCAAUUACUACAGAACUGGAAAGCUUCACUACCCAAAACAUGAGUGUUUAACCGGGUACGAUGAGGAGCUCGCGUUUUUCGGUAUUUUGCCAGAUGUUAUUGGCGAUUGCUGUUAUGAGGACUACAGGGAUAGGAAACGUGAAAAUGCGGAACGUUUAAUGGAUGAUAAACUAAGCGAAGCGGGAGAUCAGAGCCUGCCGCAACUGACUGACUUACGGCAAAAGAUGUGGAGGGCUUUCGAAAAUCCUCACACAUCUACAGCCGCUCUAGUAUUUUACUAUGUGACUGGAUUUUUCAUCGCCGUCUCUGUGAUGGCUAAUGUUGUAGAAACUGUCCCGUGUGGGCACAGGCCUGGGCGGGCGGGCACUCUGCCUUGUGGCGAGAGAUAUAAAAUAGUAUUCUUUUGUCUAGACACAGCUUGUGUUAUGAUAUUUACGGCUGAGUAUUUGCUCCGAUUAUUCGCGGCGCCGGAUCGCUGCAAAUUUGUUAGAUCUGUCAUGUCGAUCAUCGACGUGGUAGCUAUCCUGCCAUAUUACAUUGGAUUGGGGAUCACUGACAACGACGACGUGUCAGGCGCAUUCGUGACCUUGAGAGUGUUUAGAGUGUUCCGUAUUUUCAAAUUCUCGCGGCACUCGCAAGGACUUCGGAUUCUAGGAUAUACUUUAAAGUCAUGCGCCAGCGAAUUGGGUUUCCUGGUCUUCUCACUGGCGAUGGCCAUCAUUAUAUUCGCCACUGUCAUGUUCUACGCGGAGAAGAACGAACAGGAUACCAACUUCACAUCAAUUCCUGCUGCGUUUUGGUACACCAUCGUGACUAUGACUACUUUGGGUUACGGCGACAUGGUGCCCGGCACUAUUGCGGGCAAGAUAGUGGGCGGCGUGUGCUCUCUGUCCGGUGUGCUGGUAAUCGCUCUUCCAGUGCCUGUCAUCGUGUCCAACUUCUCUCGUAUCUACCAUCAGAACCAGCGAGCUGAUAAGAGGAAGGCGCAGAGGAAAGCUCGCCUGGCGCGCAUACGUAUUGCCAAAGCCUCGUCCGGCGCGGCGUUUGUAUCUAAGAAGAAAGCUGCCGAAGCUCGCCUCGCUGCGCAAGAGUCGGGCGUAGAGUUAGAUGACGCGGGACGAGAUGAAGAUAUUUUCGAAUUGCAGCAUCAUCAUCUGUUGAGGUGUUUGGAACGGACUACGGAUCGAGAAUUCGUAGAGAUGGAAAAUCCAUACAAUGGUGCAGUGAAGAGGCCUGGGUCGCCUUCUCCUCUCGCAUCACCCGCACACUCGGGCCGCGCCCCGGCUUUGCUUGCGUGUUGCGCUCGCUGUGGGUGCUGUCCACAGAAAUACCAGCAAGCAUGCGGCAAGUACAUUCCAGCAGGAAGCACAGUUCAAGGAAACCAGACUGGAGUAGCAAUGGACGGGACUUAUCUUGUGGAAGCGUCUUUC